Molecule: messenger RNA, 2175 nt
Organism: Calliphora vicina (urban bluebottle blowfly)
Lineage: Eukaryota; Metazoa; Arthropoda; Insecta; Diptera; Calliphoridae
Gene: Cpsf73
Product: cleavage and polyadenylation specificity factor 73
Exons: 7
Coding region: 59-2110 (683 amino acids)
Biological process (GO): mRNA 3'-end processing by stem-loop binding and cleavage
Cellular component (GO): mRNA cleavage and polyadenylation specificity factor complex
Molecular function (GO): 5'-3' RNA exonuclease activity; RNA binding; RNA endonuclease activity
Source: RefSeq, a predicted model, not a curated record
AAAAUUAAUAACUUGUAUUAAAAUCAUAAUUUAUAAAAAGAAUUGAAGAAAAAUCAGUAUGGCACAAAGAAGUGAUAGUAAUGUACCAGCAGAAGAAAGCGAUUUGUUGCAAAUUAAACCACUCGGUGCUGGCCAGGAAGUUGGACGGUCAUGUAUAAUGCUGGAAUUUAAAGGAAAGAAAAUAAUGUUGGAUUGUGGAAUACAUCCCGGGUUGUCUGGUAUGGAUGCAUUGCCGUAUGUGGAUUUAAUUGAGGCCGAUGAAGUGGAUUUGUUAUUUAUAUCACAUUUCCAUUUAGAUCAUUGUGGAGCCUUGCCGUGGUUUUUAAUGAAAACUAGCUUUCGGGGACGUUGCUUUAUGACCCAUGCGACCAAAGCGAUUUACAGAUGGAUGUUGUCUGAUUACAUAAAAAUUAGUAAUAUUUCAACAGAACAAAUGCUGUACACGGAAGCCGAUCUUGAAGCCUCGAUGGAAAAAAUUGAGACCAUAAAUUUCCACGAGGAACGUGAUGUCAUGGGUGUACGUUUUUGUGCCUAUAAUGCCGGUCAUGUACUGGGUGCGGCCAUGUUUAUGAUUGAAAUUGCUGGUAUUAAAAUUCUUUAUACUGGCGAUUUUUCUAGACAGGAAGAUCGUCAUUUAAUGGCUGCCGAAAUACCCACAAUGAAGCCAGAUGUAUUGAUUACAGAAUCCACUUAUGGAACUCAUAUACAUGAAAAACGUGAAGAUAGGGAAAAUCGUUUUACAUCAUUGGUACAGAAAAUUGUCACACAGGGCGGACGUUGCCUUAUACCAGUGUUUGCUUUGGGCAGAGCUCAGGAAUUGCUUUUAAUUCUGGAUGAAUACUGGUCCCAAAAUCCCGAUCUACAUGAUAUACCCAUAUAUUAUGCCUCCUCUUUAGCCAAAAAGUGCAUGGCUGUGUAUCAAACGUAUAUUAAUGCCAUGAACGACAAAAUUCGUCGUCAAAUAGCGGUAAACAAUCCAUUUGUGUUUCGUCACAUCUCUAAUCUUAAGGGUAUUGAUCAUUUUGAUGAUAUCGGUCCUUGUGUUAUUAUGGCGUCACCUGGUAUGAUGCAAAGUGGCUUAUCUCGGGAGUUAUUCGAAAAUUGGUGUACAGACCCCAAGAAUGGUGUUAUUAUAGCCGGUUACUGCGUUGAAGGAACAUUGGCCAAGACAAUACUUUCCGAACCGGAAGAGAUCACAACACUUGGUGGUCAAAAAUUGCCUCUAAAUAUGUCUGUCGAUUAUAUUUCAUUCUCAGCACACACAGAUUAUCAACAAACCAGUGAAUUCAUAAGACUGUUGAAGCCUCAACAUGUGGUUUUAGUCCAUGGCGAACAAAAUGAAAUGUCUCGUCUAAAAAUGGCGCUACAACGUGAAUACGAAGCUGAUCCUAAUACUGAUAUAAAAUUCUAUAAUCCACGUAACACUCAUUCGGUUGAAUUAUAUUUUCGUGGUGAAAAAACGGCAAAGGUAAUGGGUACGUUGGCGGCAACAAAACCUGAAGUGGGCAACAAAUUAUCUGGUGUUUUGGUAAAAAGAGAUUUUAACUAUCAUCUUUUAGCAGCCUCCGACUUGUCUAAAUAUACUGAUAUGAGCAUGUCCGUGGUUACACAGCGACAGUCCAUUCCAUGGAGCAGUCCUUUAAAUACUUUACAAUUACUUUUGGAUCGUAUUGGUGGUGCAGGUACUGUAGAAGUUCUUGAAGAAGAUAGACAUAUACGUGCAUUCAAUUGCAUUGAUUUAACAAUCGAGGGCAAGAUUAUAAUUAUGGAGUGGCAAGCCACUCCAGUAAAUGAUAUGUUUGCCGAUUCGGUUUUGGCUUGUGUAAUGCAAACAGAAAUGGGUGGUACCAACAUUAAGGGUACCACAGCUCAAUCAAAAUCGGACCGUACACACUUUAAAGAAUGUCUUUUAGAGACAUUGCAGGAUACUUUUGGGGAAAACACAGUGCCAAAAAUGUUUAAAGGUGAUAUUUUGCCCAUAACCGUGGCUGGCAAAAUUGUAGAAGUCAAUCUAGAAACACUGGCUGUUACAACAAAAGACGAUGAAAACUUGCGCCAAAUUGUUAAUACCACUGUUCAAAAAUUAUAUCAAGCUUUGGUGACUUUGUAAAAUUGCAAUACGUAAUCUUUACAAAGACUUUACUAGUAAUAAGAAAUAAAAAAAUUAGAAAUGCA